Molecule: messenger RNA, 453 nt
Organism: Lutra lutra (Eurasian river otter)
Lineage: Eukaryota; Metazoa; Chordata; Mammalia; Carnivora; Mustelidae
Gene: FIMP1
Product: chromosome 18 C16orf92 homolog
Exons: 4
Coding region: 18-350 (110 amino acids)
Biological process (GO): fusion of sperm to egg plasma membrane involved in single fertilization
Source: RefSeq, a predicted model, not a curated record
ACAGGAGUGGAAGUGUCAUGAGGCUGUGGCAGUGGGCGUGGGCAUGGGUGUGGCUGGUUGGGCUGGGGGCCAUAGAAACAGCACCCAGCCAGGAGAGCACCAACACCGUGGCUCGGGGAGCAGAGUCUCUGUACUUCAUAGACAGACCCGACUUCUUUGAUUACCCAGACUCAGACCAAGCCAGGCUCCUGGCUGUGGCCCAGUUUAUUGGAGAGAAACCGGUCAUCUUUGUUAACUCAGGAUCCAACUCCGAGUUCUUCCAUCACAUCUUGGUGGGCGCUCUGGUAGUGGCCUUCUUCUUCCUGCUUUACCAGUUCUGCACACAUAUGAGCUGUGAGAGAGGGGCCUGAGGAGCCGCACAAGGGCCCAGGACUCUGCCCUGAGUGCCCAAACCCACCCUCCUCUCCUGCUGAUGAAUAAAAGUCUACUUUUUCCUUCCCUGGUUGCUCCAUU